Messenger RNA from Ailuropoda melanoleuca (giant panda), 3366 nucleotides. RefSeq names its product LEM domain nuclear envelope protein 2 (gene LEMD2). Lineage: Eukaryota; Metazoa; Chordata; Mammalia; Carnivora; Ursidae. Gene Ontology annotation, molecular function: chromatin DNA binding. Gene Ontology annotation, biological process: nuclear envelope organization; negative regulation of BMP signaling pathway. The record is from RefSeq and is a predicted model, not a curated record. The coding region runs from base 1289 to 2089 and encodes 266 amino acids. The transcript is spliced from 8 exons.
CUUCUCUAGCUGUUGUUAUUCCUCCCAAGGAUGUUAGCCUCGUCAGGAGGUAAACUGGCCCAGAAAAAGAUCAUAAUAGGAUCAUUUUCAGGAGUGCUUCCUGUAAUGUACCAGAAUCACCUCAUGUUCUGUGAUGUUUGUGUCAGACUCAAUUGUGGCAGGCAAAGGAGUACUUGAAACAGAGAGAAUUGAACUCCGAAGAUCCAACCCUGGGCUUGUUACGGAAGCGCUCCCAUCAAUCACAGCGCUGGGGACUUUGAUCUUCUGCCUAAGUCAAUCUAGGGGGAUGCAGUAGGUUGGGGCUGAAGGACUUCUCGAGCUCCCUGGCUUCCAGAGGAAGGGCUGGCAGUUUUUAAGCAUCCGGAGGCGGGGUUCUCAGGUCCACGUUCCCUCAAGUAGUACGUCUGUGGCUGACGGUGCUGUUUGGAUCUGAAACAUCAUGAGGUGAGGGGGGGUUGUUUUAAAUAUAUCUGAAGUAGAAUUAGCCCUCCUAGUCGAUAGAUUUGUUUUAUGAAGCUUUAAUGUUCCCUACAAAUAAUAUUUGGGGAAGGCUAGCAGCCCCAUCCAUUUAUGAGUCAUGCACGAAGCAUUAGCCAGGAGCUGGGAUGCUGGCACAGGUGAUAGUCUGGGGAAGAUGGAAGGCAGUAAAUUUUCAGGUCAUAAAUCCUACCAGGAGGAGCCUUUUGCUGCCAGAGGGCAUGACUUAGUAGUCUAAUUAUUAAGUGUGCAAUGCCAGGCCUCUCCCGAGGCCUCAGUCUCCACGUCUGGCAGCCCAGGGGCUGGGAAAGAAACAACACAGUGUCAUGAGUUCACUCUCUUACCCAUGUUACCAAAGGGGUUCCCUGGUGCAGAUAAUAGGUUUUAUCUCUUCUUUGGCUUCUGCUAUACAUUUGGGGGUGUUUUAUUUCCUUUAUUGCGUUCAUCCACCAAGUAUCUUUGCCUCUCAAUUGUUUUGUGAAAACAGAUUCAUAUUAAGUUUAAUUUAACUGCCUUGUGUCGUGAAAACCACAGUUGAUGAUUACAGGAAGUGGCCCAGAAAAAUAGGUAGUGGCUGGAAGGAAAACGAGAAUUUUGAACCCUGAAAGCAAAAACGGGAAACAAGUCUGUAAGACUUCUCUGGUUUCUGUCUCUUGGUUCUUUGCCCCAGUUGAGUGAGCCCUGACAGGCACAGUCCGGGGCCUUGCUGAAAAUGUGCUCAGUGAGCAGACUGGGGCCUUGCAACCUCUGAGCUUUGAAACUCAGGGUCUGGGCAUUGUCGGCAGGCUCCACUGAGCUGAGAUUUCACAGGAUGCUCUUGGCCUUCGUGAAGGGUGGACACAGAAACAGGCAGGUUGGGAGAUGCUUCUCGGCUCUGUUCUGUCAGGCCAAGCAGAAGGCGGCCUUGCUGGAGCUGCUGCACGAGCUGUACAACUUCCUGGCCAUCCAAGCCGGUAAUUUUGAAUGUGGAAAUCCAGAGAAGCUAAAAAGCAAAUGCAUUCCUGUAAUGGAAGCCCAGGAGUACCUAGCAAAUGUGACCGGCAACUCGUCCGCCAAGUUCGAAGCGGCGCUGACCUGGAUACUGAGCAGUAACAAGGACGUGGGCAUCUGGUUGAAAGGGGAAGACCCGUCGGAAUUGGUAACGACUGUGGACAAAGUGGUCUGCCUGGAGUCUGCCCGCCCGCGCAUGGGUGUGGGCUGCCGCCUGAGCCGUGCCCUGUUCACCGCCAUCACCAACCUGCUCAUCUUCUUCUGGUGUUUGGCCUUUCUGUGGGGGCUCCUCAUCCUCCUGAAAUACCGGUGGCGGAAGCUGGAAGAAGAGGAACAAGCCAUGUAUGAGAUGGUGAAGAAGAUUAUAGACGUGGUCCAGGACCAUUAUGUGGACUGGGAGCAGGACAUGGAGCGCUACCCGUACGUGGGCAUCCUGCACGUGCGCGACACCCUGAUCCCUCCGCAGAGCCGGAGGCGCAUGAAGCGGGUCUGGGACCGGGCUGUAGAGUUCCUGGCAUCCAACGAAUCCCGGAUCCAGACAGAGUCCCACCGCGUGGCUGGAGAAGAUAUGCUGGUGUGGAGAUGGACUAAGCCCUCUUCCUUCUCCGACUCUGAGCGAUAAAUCCCGGCCGGGGGGGCCUGUUCCCAGUCAGCCUGUCCCAGGCCAGUCCCCUCCAGGGGUGCAAGGCCACCAGACCUGCCAGUGCUGAAUUCACACUUGCCUUGACUUUCACCCUCCUCCCGACUCUGGUUCCAAAGGUCUCUCUGUAAGACUCUACAGAGAUUAGCUUGUAGGAAAGCAUGGGCUUCCUUGAAGGGCAGCAGGGGGGAAGAGCCAGAGGCCACGUGGGUAGCUGUCCUCUGCAUUGGUCCAGUCCUCUCUGCCCUGAUUGCUGGCAGAAAAGGGGAGAAGGGUUGUUUUGAUGCAUAGAAAAGAUGAAAGAGCAGCAGCUGUGAGAGCCUGCAGAGCAAGUGUGCAGUUAGGUGGGCUGGAGCUCUCCCUCCGCUGGUGAGUGCUCAGCGGGGUGGGCAUCAUGCCUGUGGGAGGUGGGUCGGGGCAGCAGGCUGGGGCGGCAGGGGUUGGGGGACAGUUUGGUCCAUGUGCCUUCAGAGGGUGUUACCUGGGAGCUCAAGGGUGAGGGGAGAAAACCUGUCCUCUAGCUGGGCUGGGCCUCUUUUAUCCUGAAGGGGGAAGGUGCUAGAAAGUAGGAUAAGUACUGUAGAAGAACUAUCUAGAAAUGACAGGUCCUGGCACGCAGGACCCUCAGUCAGGAGCAGUAAGCUGCCAGCGUGGCCCCCUGAGAGGAACCUGGAGCAGGCCCGGGCCUGACAGCGGAUAGGAGGGUAGGGCGGUCCGAGGCAGCCUCCCAGGGCCGGGCCCCCGGGCCUCUUCAGUGGUGCUUCUCACGGAGUCGCGGUUCUAGACCAGAGAGACCCGCAGCCACGGCACUGCAUCGGGUGACGAUGCGGAUUCUGGGGCCUUGGGAGUGCGGCGCCUGGCGCCUCCGGUGUGCGACGGUCCCCUUGUCUUAGGGCGACCACAGCGGCCCCAUUGUGGGGCCGCGUAGCCAGAACUUGCGCAGAGGCCGCUCGGCUGCCCCCUGCUGGCCGUCCGGAGCGUGCCCGCGCCGCCGCAGACCUUCAUCCUGGCGCCCCCCCCCCCAGCCCGUCAGCCCGGGGCGCGGGCGCCCGGCUCCAGAAACACCCUGGCGGGGGGCCUUAUUAGUUAAGUGCGGGGAGCCUCUCCAGCAGAGCCUCAUUCCCAUAUGUUCUCACCCGCGGCAGGCGGGAGAGGGGCAAGCGGAGGAGCCGAAACAGCUGCCUCCAGAAGGCAUCAACCACCCCCUUUCGGUCUUCCUGGUAUUUUUUGUUUCCUUAAUAAAGCUCCCGUCUCCCUCA